CAUCAAGAUGGACAAUUAGUUAUAUUAUGCAUGGUGUGUAGGUGAUGAGAGAGCAAACUUAACUUUUAUGAAAAUUGUACAAAUCUGGUCGAUUAUCAGUCAUCUUUAUGGUGAGAUCAUACCCUUUUUGUUAUUAUUGUGAGUAAUAAAUUAAUAAUUUCCAUUUUAAACUUCGAAUGAAUUUAUUAUUUUUUUUUUGAUAAAUCGAAUGAAUGAAUUUAUAUUUGCGUUAAAAAAUUAGAAAACAAUUUCAAUCUUUGCUUUUCCAAAUUAUGUGAUCCAUCAUCCAACCAUGGCUUCCGCCCCGCCAAUCUCACUUUCCCCAUCGUACCUUUUCGCUGCAAUCGACAUGGGCACCAACUCUUUCAAGAUGCUUCUGGUCCGAGUCUACCCCAACAAUGGUAAUAAGUUCUUCAUAAUCGAUCACCGCAAAGAGCCCGUCGUACUCGGUCGCCAGGCUUCCAAUUCCACAACAACCCCUUUCGCCAUUUCCGUGGAUUCCGAGCUUCGAGCUCUCGACGCCCUUCAAAACUUCCAGCAACUCCUCAAAUCGUACGGCAUUGCCUCCGCCCAGACUCGCUGCGUGGCCACCUCGGCGGUUCGGGAAGCUGUGAACAAGUGGGAGUUUACUAAGAACGUAAGGGAAAAGAUUGGAUUGAGGAUCGAUAUACUUCCUGGUGAAGAGGAAGCUAGGCUUGCUUAUCUGGGUACGCUUCAAUUUUUCCCUUUAUAUGAAAAAUUGGUUCUUUGUGUUGAUAUUGGAGGUGGGUCUACUGAAUUUGUGGUUGGGAAAAAAGGGAAUGUUAUAUUUGCUGCUUCUUUGAAUUUGGGUCAUGUUACAUUGACCCAAAAGUUUGGGGAGAGUGUAGAAGAACAAGUGUCCAAAAUGAGAGAGUAUAUUAGAUUAGUUAUUGGAAAAUCUGGGUUGAUUGAGAAUAUCAAAAGGUUUGGUUUUGAGGUGGUUGUUGGGUCUUCUGGUACAAUUCAGGCUGUGGAGAAGGCUGUUUUUUAUGGUUACUCGAAUGGAAGCUGUGUUCUGGAUCAUACUGUAGUGGUUAAUGGGGAUGGUAAAAGGGAUUGGAGAUUGAGUAAAGAAGAAAUUAGGAGUGUUGUUAAGAGAUUGUGUGGUGGUGGUGGAGGAGAGAAAGAGAAUGGAAUGAGAGAAAAGUUAUUUAAAAGGCGGUGUGAGUUUAUUGUUGCUGGAGCUGUUUUACUGGAGGAGAUAUUUGAGGCUCUUGGCAUUGAGAAAAUGGAGGUUUCUGGGUUUGCAUUAGCAGAAGGUGUUGUUGCUGAGGUUUUAGGUAAGGUUUGUGGUGAGGGUUACGAUAUGAAUGCGAACAAUAGAAGGCGGUCUGUUCUUCAGCUUGCUUCAAGGUUCAAUGGGAAGAAGAGGAUGAUAGCUGCUGCACAGUGUGCUUGUAUUGCAAAUGAAAUUUUUGAAGAGUUGAGGAAAUGUGACGAACUUUUUGAUAACGAAGUUGCUGUCUGUUUAGACGACAAGGAACUUGAGUAUGUUGAAGCUGCUUGUAUGCUUCACAACAUUGGGAUCUUCACUGGUAAAAAAGGAUUUCAUAAGCAGUCUUGCCGCAUUAUCAUGAACAGUGAUCGUCUUCAUGGUUACAGCACAGAGGAAACUAAGUUAAUAGCCCUACUUGCAAGAUAUCACAGGAAGAAGUUACCGAAACUUGAUCAUGCAUCCUUCAAGGAUUUUCCAAAAGAGCUGAAGAAGAAGUUCAAUUGUCUAUGUGCGAUUAUACGGGUUUCCGUUGCAUUAUGUCAACACAGUUGCAUGUACAAUCAAGAGAUAGGCUCUUCAGAUUCUCAAGAAGUUUUCAAACUGACACUCGACACGAUUCUUCCUUUAAAUGAAUUUGAGAACAACACUGAAGAACUAAAGAAAGAGUUGGAACACUUCAAAAAGGUGUUCCAUAGAGAUUUGUCUGCUCUAGUUUCUUGAAAAACUUCAAAAUGAUGAGACAAUGGUCUAUUGAGACACACAUUGGUCUAUUUGAAGUUACUUGAUGCUCUAACUUGGUUGAUAAUUUCACAAGAUAUUUGUUCCCGAAAAUGAUACCGGUGUUGGUCCCUCGAAGUGAAGAUACUGAUGAUGUUGCUGCCCCCUCCCCGAAAUCAUGGAAAUGUUUGGCACUCCUUCUUCCAUGUGUAUUCUUGUGACAUGUCUAAGUCUCUAUUCUACUGAAGAGUGAAGACAAAGUAGCUUUACAUGAAAAAAGUACCAUUGUGGUCCUUAGUGUGAGGUCUUCUUCAAGCUCAACCAUUCAAGCAGGGGUCCCAAUUAAUGUGAUAUUUACUUGAAUCUUGAAGGUGACUCUAUUAAUGUACAAAAUGAAGUUAGUUGUCACUUGAAAGAGUGUAUACUAUACACUACUAAAUUUUAUAGAUUUAAUACGAAAUAAGUAUAUGUAAUAGGUAUUGAUAUUAAGUUGUCCAACAUUAUACUACAUCGUGAGUAAUUAGCGUUUAAAAAAUGAGACUUGAUAUUAAAUUAUAUCAAUAGUAAUAUGUUAUUUUUUGUGGUACUUCUCUUAACUUUUUUAAAUGGAUAAAGAGUUGCUGAGUUUGUCACCAAUAAUGAUGCUGUAUUGAACAUGUUGGGGAGAAGUUGUUCAAUUGUCUUAUCA
Molecule: messenger RNA, 2642 nt
Organism: Cannabis sativa
Lineage: Eukaryota; Viridiplantae; Streptophyta; Magnoliopsida; Rosales; Cannabaceae
Exons: 9
Coding region: 293-1957 (554 amino acids)
Molecular function (GO): pyrophosphatase activity
Source: RefSeq, a predicted model, not a curated record